GCAUGCGCUGCUGUGGGCUUGGAGUCCAAAAUGAUUCCGAGUGGUGUGCUGACUUGUCAUAUGUCAACGUCGAUAUACUUCGAGUGGUGUGGGUGAUGUGGGACAGGUAUGAUCUAUAUUGCAUUUGCAGACUACAUGGUGCUUUGGCUCCACGAGUUUCAUCUAUGACUGACCCGCAAGCAGAAGACCUGUACGGCAUUCUCGGCGCUCGUUCGGACGCGGACUACGCGGAGCUGAAGGCGUGUUACCAGAGCCUGGCGCGGGCCACCCACCCAGACAAGCAGGGCGGCGGCAGCGGCGGCGGCGGUGGGGAGCAGUUCCAGCGCGUUCAGCGCGCCUGGCGGGUCCUCAGUGACCCGGCCGCACGUGCCGCAUACGACCGGAGCGCGACCGCAGCGCGUCUCUCUUCUGUCGCUGUUGAGGACGAGCUGCAGCUCUCCGAGCUCGACUGGCGGGAGGAUCUGGACGCCUAUUGGCGCGACUGUCGCUGCGGUGACGGGUUCGUGCUGCCCCGCGAGCAGCUGACUCCCGGCGCGCUGCUCGUUCAAUGCGACUCGUGCUCGCUCACUAUCAGAGUGCUGGUGUCCCCUGAUGGCAUCACAGGGCAGUAGUGGCCGCCGGCCGUCGCUGCUGGCCCCCUGGGAGCGUAGUCGCCAGAAGACAAUCACUAGCUUCUUCUCGUCCGGGCGGAGUACACCCGGAGGCCGGGCGUCUUCCGCCAGUGCCCCUGACGCGGGGGAGCUGUACCGAGCUGAGCACACCCCCGUCCGACCGACUGCGAAUCGGUGUGAUGUCACCUCGCCGGCACUGUUCUCGCCGGAGGAGUCAGAGUGUGGGUCUCGCUUCGCUAGUGAUACCAGCCGGGCAGAGCAGGCCCCGCUGGCCUCACCAGCUGCCGCUGUCAGUGACAUGGAACUCGAAGAGUGUAUAGUGGACGAUGGGGCGAACCCCAGUAGUGAUCACGCUGCCUCCGUUGAUCAGUGCUCGAAUAGUGAGCGCCAUUCUGCGGAGGAUGACCGCUCCGUCCCUUCUCGGGUCUCUGUGAUCUCUUCCGCUGACGCACAGCGCCUCUUGCGGCAGGCGGAUGAACUAUUGUUCGGGAACCGACCGCAGGGUGGCGCUAGGGUUUGUCCUUACGGCCAGGAGCGAUGUCGAAUGUUGGCAUACAGCGAUCGGCCAGCUUACCAAAGGUUGGCCCUUGUGUGCAAUUUUGACCCGAUGUUGUGAUAAAAUACAUGCUAUUUAUGGUA
Messenger RNA from Amphibalanus amphitrite, 1250 nucleotides. Its product is annotated as dnaJ homolog subfamily C member 24-like. NCBI's taxonomy places the organism in Eukaryota, Metazoa, Arthropoda, Thecostraca, Balanomorpha, Balanidae. The record is from RefSeq and is a predicted model, not a curated record. Gene Ontology annotation, biological process: positive regulation of ATP-dependent activity. Bases 3 to 611 code for a protein of 202 amino acids. Gene Ontology annotation, molecular function: ferrous iron binding; ATPase activator activity. The transcript has 2 exons.